Podarcis lilfordi (Lilford's wall lizard) is the source of this 570-nucleotide messenger RNA. The record is from the annotation of a GenBank genome assembly. Lineage: Eukaryota; Metazoa; Chordata; Lepidosauria; Squamata; Lacertidae.
AUGGGGAAAGGUGAAAAGAGGCGAUCCUCAGGAAAAGGGAGGUACAGGACCCCUAGGGCGGAGCGCACCUUUGAGAAUUGGUUAGAUGGGUAUCAGGUCUUCAUGGGUGUUGUUUGCGCCGCUUAUCCUCGGCGCUCUAUGGAUUUAGUCGCUUACCUCGCCCAUGUGAGGCGGGCUCACUCGCUCGCAGGGGAACAUGCCGCUCUAACUUACGACGAGAACUUCCGUAGAAAUGCUUCUCUCCUACCUUCCACUCGAUGGGACCUAACAGACCCUAACUACUGGGGUGAGGACGUUAACCCCUACAUUGAUAAGAAAAGCUUGGGAUCGGCAAAGGCGGGUAAACCGGAGGCGAAGCGGCGUCGCCUCUGCUGGGAGUUCAACAAGGGUGCAUGUGCAAGACCCUCCUGUAAGUAUCUGCACGAAUGCGACCGGUGCUGGGGAAACCACCCCGCCUCCGCGUGCUUUAAGAACAAACAGCAGCCCUUUCGUGGGGGCAGGGGGUACUUCCACAAUAACAACAGAGGUGCCCCCGGUCCCUCACACCAGGGACCUGGUAGCAGGCAGUAA